GAAACAAAUAUGGAUCCCACUGUGAAGAAUGGACAAGGCUGCUCAAAUGUCUCGAAUAACAGGUAGGGUGAAGGAAGGCCGAAGUCAUGAGAGAGCUCUCGUGUUUUAUAAACGUUUUAUGAAGACUGAGUCUUAAUUUUCAAGGUCAAUUGAUACAGAAAUUCAAUGAAUUCAACAUGUCACUGGUGAUAAGUUACCAAAAGUACGAGAUGUUUAAUGACGAGGAGCAGUUGAUCUAUGAAGAUGAUGAUGAUAUUGAAGGAUGGGAGGAUGAUAAUGAAGCAGGUCCUGAGAGCAAGAAUGAUGCUGCUCCAUCUAGCACAGUAGCUGAGAGAGUAGCAGUUAAAGAUGCUCUUGAUAAUGAUUAUUUCUUGGAUAGAACCCUGACCUCUCUAAGCACACCAGAUAACAGAAUAUGGGACCUGGGAACACCUUUAGGGAAAGCAAGGUUUAAGUUGCAUUUAGUCAUGGAUCACAUUGCCACUAGGUUAUUCAGUGUCUUAUUAGUACUUAUUGAUGUAGUGUGUGUGUUGGUCGUCUUAGCAACAAACAAUGAAUCAUUGGGCCUGCAAAUUGUAUCUUUGGUGAUCGUGUCAUACUUUGUGGUAGAGCUGCUUUUGCGCUUCUUUUCUUGGGGUUUUGAGCUAUUCAAGCUUUGGGUGGAAAUAGCUGACAUGAUUAUUAUUGUUAUUGCACUAAUCGCCACUAUUGUGAAUGAAGUUAUAUUAACAGAUGAAAAGAAUCAACCUCAUGCACGAUAUGCAAGCCUUAUCGUGAUUUUACGACUUCUUCGAAUAUUCCUCCUCGCUCGACUAUUCACUGGAAGAAAGCAUUUAGAGAAGUCUUCAAAAUACCUCGUUUCCCAGAACAAAAGAAGAUACCAGAAAGAUGGUUAUGAUCUAGACUUAACAUACAUUACAGAGCGUGUGAUUGCUAUGUCAUUUCCUUCAUCGGGUAAAACAUCAGUUUACAGAAAUCCAAUAUCGGAAGUUUCGAGAUUCUUUAACGAAAAGCAUCCUGGACAAUAUAAAGUUUAUAAUUUGUGUAGUGAGAGGAGUUAUGAAACCCAUUAUUUCAACGACAAUGUGGAACGAAUCCUUGUAGAUGACCACAAUGUUCCUAAGCUAAGCAAACUGCUUGAGUUUUGUCAUAAUGCCAAAAAUUGGAUGUCUGCAGAUAAAGACCAUGUAAUUGCAGUGCAUUGUAAGGGAGGAAAAGGUAGAACUGGCACUUGCAUUUCCUCGUGGCUUCUUUAUUCUGACCAGUUCUCAACAGCAGAGAAAAGUCUACAUUACUUCGGCUACCGCAGAACAGACAGAGCAAAGGGCAGCAGGUUUCAAGGUGUAGAAACGCCAAGCCAGAGUCGUUACGUUGGUUAUAUUGAAAGAGUGUUGAAAGACCACAACGGGAUUGUUCCAGCUGCAAGGCCAUUGGCGUUUGUCAGCAUUAAAGUAAAGGGGAUUAAAGGCUUUGGAAAUGGAGAUGGAAGCGACUUGAAGAUGGAAAUCAUCAUUGACGGAAAUGUGGUUUUUACGUUUGUUUUUAAUGCUCCAAUGGAUGCAAAGAUAACCCACAAGCACGACAAAGGGAGCAGCGUGAAAGCUACUUUUAAUGAACACGCUUGUCCUGUCUUGUCUGGUGAUGUAAAAGUAGCGUUUCACUCAUCUUCUCCGAAUGUUCCAAAAGGCUACGACAAUUGUGCUUUCUUCUUCUGGUUUCAUACGAGCUUUAUCAAAAACCACAAGCUCCACUUGACUCGCAACUAUUUGGACAAUCCCCAUAAAAGCAAAGUAUGGAAGAUUUACCGAGAUAACUUCGCAGUAACUUUGAAGUUUGCUGAUCCACCCUCUCACUGAUAAAUAGCUGGUAUGAAGAUUAUAUUACGGGACAGAACUGUUUAUAGUGCAUUUUGAUGGGAAAAUCUUUAUUUUAGUUAACGUUUGACUGUCAGCCAAUAUUGUGUUACAGAUAGAGUGAUUUAUUUGGAGCGAAAUUUUUCCAACAGUAGAUAAAUUCUUUAGAAAUCACAUAAUUUAUAUCACUAGUUAUCACUUGUAGUUAUCUCUGGCAAAGUGCAAUCUUUAGUUAGGAAACUAUUGUAAUAAUCUAGUUCUUGAUUCCUUCAUUAAUGACACCUCCACAUUUAGGGCCGUCUCUAAGCAACUUGCUUUCACAAAGCUCCACAUCAGCCCCAUAUCAACCAUUCAUUGAAAAUACGCUCAUUAGUCCUCCUCUUGAAUUAGCUCUCUAUCAAUUAUGAUAUCAUAGUAAAAUAAGCGACCAGUCUUAAAUUGGCCCCUAUACGGAGGUAUAUUGUGAUAUAGUUUGCAAAAUGUGACACAUCAAAGAUGAAGUUUUUAACAACCGAGAACAUCGGUCUAGAAAUAUGAUUUCAGUUUUCCAAUGUAUCAAGCAUCUUGCACUCUAUGUUGAUUUUAGCAAUGACACUUAAAAUUAGGUACUAGCUUUUAAGUACCUAGGACAUGGUUGUUUAUUAUUUGAAUUUCUAGAUCCUUUAUUAAUUUUGAAAAAAAUAGAACAUUAGUUGUACAAUUACUCAAUCCUACCUUAAGGAGAAACAGUCGAAUUGAAAUUGUUAAAAGCACCGAGUGCUGAUUUUGAAUUAUGUUUAAAUUCCAUCAUGUUUAUCUAAAUUCUAAGACAAUCAAAGUAUAUAAUUUGUAUAUUUCUACAUUUAAGUGAUUGUCAAUUAUUGUUGAAAAGAUCAGUGUAUUUUUCACUCCCAACUGUAUCAGUUUAGCAAUUUAUAUUACUUACAGUUUAGCAUAUAAUAUAAUAUUGAUAUUACUAUUAAGUUUUUUAUAGACUUUAAAAAAUUUUGUUCCAGCA
Molecule: messenger RNA, 2850 nt
Organism: Rhopilema esculentum
Lineage: Eukaryota; Metazoa; Cnidaria; Scyphozoa; Rhizostomeae; Rhizostomatidae
Product: phosphatidylinositol 3,4,5-trisphosphate 3-phosphatase TPTE2
Biological process (GO): dephosphorylation; transmembrane transport; monoatomic ion transport
Cellular component (GO): membrane; cytosol
Molecular function (GO): phosphatidylinositol-3,4,5-trisphosphate 3-phosphatase activity; monoatomic ion channel activity
Source: RefSeq, a predicted model, not a curated record